Molecule: messenger RNA, 2278 nt
Organism: Lepus europaeus (European hare)
Lineage: Eukaryota; Metazoa; Chordata; Mammalia; Lagomorpha; Leporidae
Gene: ABHD17C
Product: abhydrolase domain containing 17C, depalmitoylase
Exons: 3
Coding region: 1-1032 (343 amino acids)
Biological process (GO): protein depalmitoylation
Cellular component (GO): plasma membrane; endosome membrane
Molecular function (GO): palmitoyl-(protein) hydrolase activity
Source: RefSeq, a predicted model, not a curated record
AUGCCCGAGCCAGGCCCCAGGAUGAACGGCUUCUCGCUGGGCGAGCUGUGCUGGCUCUUCUGCUGCCCGCCCUGCCCGAGCCGCAUCGCCGCCAAGCUGGCCUUCCUGCCGCCCGAGCCCACCUACACGGUGCUGGCGCCCGAGCAGCGUGGCCCGGGCGCGCCCGCCGCCGCGGCCCCGGCGCCGGCGCCGGCCCCCGCCGCCAACGCCGCCAACGCCGCCGCGGCCCCCGGCGCGGCCCAGCCUCCGGCGGCGGCCGAGGAGGGCCCGGGCGCGGCGGCGGCGGCGGCGGCGGGCGCGUGCAGCCUGCACCUGAGCGAGCGCGCCGACUGGCAGUACUCGCAGCGCGAGCUGGACGCCGUCGAAGUCUUCUUCUCGCGCACGGCCCGCGACAACCGGCUGGGCUGCAUGUUCGUGCGCUGCGCGCCCUCCAGCCGCUACACGCUGCUCUUCUCGCACGGCAACGCCGUGGACCUGGGCCAGAUGUGCAGCUUCUACAUCGGCCUCGGCUCGCGCAUCAACUGCAACAUCUUCUCCUACGACUACUCGGGCUACGGCGUGAGCUCGGGCAAGCCCUCCGAGAAGAAUCUCUACGCGGACAUCGACGCCGCGUGGCAGGCGCUGCGCACCCGCUACGGCGUCAGUCCCGAGAACAUUAUCCUGUACGGGCAGAGCAUCGGGACCGUGCCCACCGUGGACCUGGCCUCGCGGUACGAGUGCGCAGCCGUCAUCCUGCACUCCCCUCUGAUGUCCGGUCUGCGCGUGGCGUUCCCCGACACCAGGAAGACGUACUGCUUCGAUGCCUUCCCCAGCAUCGACAAGAUCUCCAAAGUCACGUCUCCCGUGCUGGUCAUCCACGGGACGGAGGAUGAGGUCAUCGACUUCUCCCACGGCCUGGCCAUGUACGAGCGCUGUCCCCGGGCCGUGGAGCCCCUCUGGGUGGAAGGGGCCGGGCACAAUGACAUCGAACUCUACGCACAGUACCUGGAGAGACUGAAACAGUUCAUCUCCCACGAACUUCCCAACUCCUGAAGACCAUGCCUCGCCGUUCCCUCCCCGGCUGUGCAGCCCUCGGUGUUGCCCCUGCUUCUACCGCCGCAGUGGCUCGUGGAGAAGGAGGAAGUGCCCAGCCUUCCGGGUGCGCUCGGCAAAGAGCUGGGGGGGGAUCCCAGCCGGCUCUGCCAGUCCCCACCACAGGUGACAUUGCCCCGGUCCCGGUCCCCUUGCAGGCGGAGGAACGAGCGCUGAGCGUGGGACUGUCCAGUGUGGGGGCGGAGUCUGUUCAUGCACCUGUUCCUCCCGCUCCCCCGCCAAGCCCGUCUCCGCCAUCGCUGCCAGCAUUUCACACUCAGCUCUCCUGUUCUCAGCCGCUGGAUUCGUGGGUUCCGUCCGCCUCGUGCCGCGGUGGCGGUGCCACUGGGGAACGACCCGUGGUGACAACCCCUUCCUGCAUUUCGGUUCCCACGCGCGUCUUUUCCCCAGAAACAAACUCUGCGGAGAGUGACUUCCCACAGCUCUCCCGAGCAGCCUCAUCAACUGUAACCGUACAAAUCGAACUGGAACAUUCUUACACACUGAGACACUGGGGUUUUGUGUUUCUGUUUUUUUUUUUUUUUUUUAAUGUAAAUUUCUUACCAGCCAACAGAGUUUUACUAUUUUGAGUGUCUGGUUGGUCUAACCAAGAGCCUCGGGGCCUUUGCUACCCUGACGUCCUCCCAGGAGGCUUUUUAACAAGUACUGUACAUACCUGCAGUGACAUUGUGCAUAGAUUCCCAAGGGGGGGUUUCCUUCUGCCAGGCUGCUCCAAUGAACAGCAGAUCUCCUUGUUUGUAAUGUAAAUGAUUGAAUACCUUUUGUUAAUAUGUUUUUAUUCCUAUGUUUUGCUAUUAAGGAAAAAAAAAAAAAACAAUUUUAUAACAUUUCGAAGACGAAACUUCCAAGUUUAUGCUUUGAAGAAUUUAUGUGAUUAAAAUUCCGCUGAACUACUCUUUUUAGUUGAGGAGCUCAUUUGGGUUUUGACACUGGAGCUGGGCCAGGCAUCAGAAACGUGCGAUGCUCAGAAUCGCUACACUGCUUGUAUCAGUUGGGGGUGUGGGUUUGGGGGAUUUGGGUUUGAUUUCUCUCUCCUUUUUUUUUUCCCCCCUCAAAUUUAAAAGCCUUAAAUGUACUGUAAGCCUCGGAUCGUUGUACAACUGGAUUGCGGUUGAUGGCCGGUUUGUGUACUGUUGCUUGGAUGGGAUACAGUGGUUGGUAACAGAAUAAAGGAUGCAUGGAUCAG